Molecule: messenger RNA, 2685 nt
Organism: Coffea arabica (coffee)
Lineage: Eukaryota; Viridiplantae; Streptophyta; Magnoliopsida; Gentianales; Rubiaceae
Source: RefSeq, a predicted model, not a curated record
AGGGCUUCAGGUUUCACGGCAUAGUCCUCUCCGAGCCUCCUUAUCCUACGCAGCCCCGGCAAUCACCCGCCAAUUCCACCACCUGAAACGAUGGCUCAAACAACCACCAUUUUAUCCCCAACCGCCACACCCAAGCCAAUUCCCGCCAAACACACAGUCCGGAGCAACCUUAUCCUGCGCACCCUCUGCACUAUCCCACGCACUCAUCCCCUUCUAUUUUGUGCAAAUGCCAUCUCAGCAACGCCUUUGCGAGCAAACCCACCUCAGAAAUACAUCUACCCUGACCCCAACCCAGAAUUUGCUAGAGCUGAGACGAAAAAGUUCAGAGAGGAGCUGGUGAAGAAGCUAUCAAAAGAAAAGGAGACUUAUGGGGAUGAGCUUGAUGCUGUGGUAAAUGUCUGCACAGAUGGGGCUAAUCGACGGAAAACCCAAGUUUUGGAGAUGACCAACAGCCCAAGAGGCUGUUAGCACGCACAUAUACCAUACCAAAGAUAUGUAAAUAGAAAAACAUGUUUUGCCUUUCCUUCUUCAUGGAUAUAAGUUGCUACUCUUUAUCGUAAAGCAUUUUUCCCUCAACUUCAGUGUUGAUGCCAAUGUGAAGCUUUUGUCUUUUGGUUCUCACGUUUGGUUAGCGUUCUCAAUCUAAGGGUGCUAGAGAGGGAACUGAUUUAGUAGUUGGAGUUAAUUAAUUAGGACAUAACUCAAUAGACGCAAUCUUCUUGUCAGAAAACGCAGCCUUACCUUCAUGAAAUUUGAAGGCUGAUGAUGGUUUGAUACCUCUGCAAUCUGCAUCAUGUAUCGGUAUAGCUACCAUUUAUUCUUUCAUUACUCUUUUAGCUGUAGAUCUGAAGUACAUUAAUUUUGAGCUGCUACUUCCUUCUUCAUGUACUUAAACUGAGAGUAUUUUCCUCUUUGAUUUUUUUUUUCCCCACUCGCAAGCGGGACAUACUAAAUUUUUGAGAAAUUGUGGCCUUGAAUCAUUGUAAUUAGUAGUCAUUACUUCUUGUACCUCAUUAAGUUUCGAUGAUAAGACAAGAGCCAGCCGACAUCAAUGGAGCUACGGAGGCAGCAGUCCCCUGUUUUUCAUUCGUUCCAUCAUAUCAUGAUACUUGACCUGGUUAAUUAAUUGCACAAAACCCAUGACGAAACACAGUCUACAAAACCCGUUACCGACCGACGGUGGAAGGGACAUAUGACGAAAUCUUUCAAUCAGGCCUUCUCUUACUUAAUUACUCAAGGAAUGACAACAAUUAAGGAAUGCAUUGAGAAUUGCUUUGGCUUCACAAUGGAUAAGAAGAAAACUUGCAAGAACUCCCAGCUUUUGAAUGGAGUGGUACUACUGACUUGGCAUUUUAUUCUACGCAUAGAUGGUAUCUGAUCUUUCAUUGCUUAUUACUAUGUUUCGAGGGGAAUGCUACCGCUAUCACGGUCGGCUUCAAAAGGUGGUGCCGUAGGGUCUCGCUGGGGCCAUAAUAAUAUAUGAUGGAAGCUUUCCCUUGUAGCACUAGCGCUGUCAUACAGACGUGCAAAUCACUACCUGCAUAAAUCUUUUAACUUUUCUGGGAAAAGAGACAACUGGGGAAUCUGAAAUUCAGUAGUAUUUUUGGAUUUCAGUUCCUGUGAGUGCAUUUUUUUUUUUUUUUUUUGUAUCAUUUUAAUGGAUUGCGUAGUGUGAGGAAAGGCAAGGGCUGCUUUUUGGUUUCAUCCUUCCCCUUCCCGGGAGAGUAGCCAUAUUUCAUCAUGUUUGUCUUCUUAUCCUUUGCGCUCUGCGAUAUUGGAAGCUGCUGCUUGUCCUCUUCUUGCACAGACUUAUCUUCGAAGAAUAUUCAAUCAAUAGGAGAUAUAGGAACGCGUUCAGAAAAAAAAUUCUCAAGAUAAAACAAGAGAAAAGUUGGUGGCGCAGUUGUUUCUUUGUUUCUCUGGGAUAUUCGAAGGUUUAUGGAAGAACCAAAUGCGACGGUCCAAAGAUGAGUGAGGCCAAGCGUGACCGCCAUUUCGAGCAAUUUGACAUGGGUUCAUACUGUUCAAUAAAUGAAUGCAAUUGAAGAGAUUUGCAGAAUUUUGAUGAACUUUUCUGGCGAAGUAAUUGCUUGCAGAACCAUUAAAUUACUCCCUAUUAUGAACUUGAAACAUCUUUUCCUUGGGGAUCUGUCUUGUUUUGACCUAGAUAUCGUUGAUUGAAUCUUAGAAGAAAUAUCUGAUCUUAAAACCAGACAAACCGCAGUUCUAACCUUUUUCCAGUUGGAUUUGACAAUUUCUGCCAGCAAUUGUCUAGUAGUAAAGCUAAGCCCUUGAUUACCAAGUGUUGAAUGGCUUAAGAAUAAUGGUUCCAACUUCCAAGCGACUCCUUUUAAACCUGUUUCUUUAUCACAUCAGAUAUUUAGCGAAUUUCUGUACUCGGAGUACGGAGGACCUGGAACAUUGUUGGUGGAGCCUUUCACUGAUAUGAUGGUGGCACUGAAGGAGAAGAAACUUCCCGGAGCGCCUUUAGCUGCACGAACAUCCUUGUUAUGGGCUCAAAAUUUUCUUGACCGCGACUGGGAAAUUUGGAACUCUACACCAGAGAAAUGAUAGUCUUUUUGUGGUGUACCAACUACCAAUAUUUCCAUCCGUUGUUUCCUUUUCGAUCAACCGAGAGAACUAAGUAGAGAAGUAAUUUGCAGGUUCAUUAUGAUAUAGCAUUUG